Messenger RNA from Rhagoletis pomonella (apple maggot), 2377 nucleotides. Its product is annotated as kanadaptin. The record is from RefSeq and is a predicted model, not a curated record. NCBI's taxonomy places the organism in Eukaryota, Metazoa, Arthropoda, Insecta, Diptera, Tephritidae. The transcript has 4 exons. Gene Ontology annotation, molecular function: protein binding; mRNA binding. The coding region runs from base 216 to 2276 and encodes 686 amino acids.
UCAAGGUAAAUUGACAAUCAGCUGUUAGUGGUAACAUUUGCUAUUCGAUAUGCGUAUUGUUUUAUUCACGAAACGUUUUUUAAAAAUUGCUUUUGUUAAGUGCUUCAACAACAGAAUAGUAAAAUAUCCUAAGUUAUUCAACAAGAAUAGCAUACUAUACUCUGACCUUUAAUAACAUAAUCAAAAAGUAAUUAGAUUCAUAGGAAAGCGCUAAAAUGGACGACUUUAAAAUCCCGCAGUUGCCGCCACCGGCAGUUAUUAAACAAAGUGGGGAUUCAGAGCUGAAACCUGAGCAGCCCAAUAAAGACGAAGAGUCAAUAAAAACAGAUCAAAUGCCGACCCCCAGCGGUUCAGCACCAGUUUGUCCUUACAAAGUUCCACCAUGGUCACAGCCGCCUCCUGGUUCUAUCAACUACAAAUUUGAGAUUUUAAAGUCAGGUCAAAUUAUAGAUGAAAUUAAGAAUUUACAAACAAAGGCUAUGUGGAAGUUCGGUCGGUUAGCACCACCUGCCAAUGAUCUCGAACUAGCACAUCCAACCAUUUCCCGCUUUCAUGCAAUUCUACAAUAUCGACCGGGAAAACGAAGUACGCAAACCGGUGAUGAAAAUUCAGAUAAGCCUACAGAUGAUCCGCCAGAGGGCUGGUAUAUUUACGAUCUAAAUAGCACACAUGGAACAUUUUUGAACAAACAACGUAUACCACCUCAGGUGUUUAUACGAAUACGUGUUGGUCACAUGUUGCGACUGGGUGCUAGCACUCGUUCCUACAUUCUGCAUGGCCCGGCAGAAGAUGAGGAACCGGAAUCAGAUUUAACCGUAACGGAAUUGCGAGAGCAACACAGGCAAAAGCUACUUGAAACUGCAGCUGAAGCGGUACGGAAAGCCACAGAAGCAGAGGAACGUGAACGAAAUGAAGGAAUCAAUUGGGGCAUGGGGGAAGAUGCAGAUGAAGAAACUGAUUUGUCUCACAAUCCAUUUGCUAGCACAAACAACGAAGAAUUAUUUCUCGAUGAUCCUAAGAAAACUCUACGAGGAUAUUUUGAGCGCGAAGGUCUACAAUUAGAGUACAAGUGCGACGAAAUGUCUGCAGGAUCAUUUGUUUGUCGCGUAGAAUUACCAAUAGGAGAUGCAUAUGGCCGAGCCAUAGUAGCUGAGGUGGUGCAUAAAGGACGAAAAAAGGAGUGUGUAGUGCAAUGUGCACUGGAAGCUUGUCGCAUACUCGACCGACAUGGCGUUUUGCGCCAAGCAAAUCAAGAACCAUUAAAAAAGAAGGUAAAAUUACAAUCCGAUUCUGACGAAGAUGACUUUCUGGACCGAACAGGAGAUGUAGAAAGAAAGAAGCAACGCAAGUCGCACCCUUCUACAAACAAUGCACUAACAUACGAAGAUUUGCUUAAAAAAGAUUCGGAAAUUGAGGAACAACUUCAGCGAGUGGAGGACGAUAUAUCACGAUAUCAAGAAACCCAACGACGUCUAAAGGCAUCCCAAUCUAAUAAUACUGAUGACUUAGAUCACUUUAUGGAAAACCUAAAGGAUGACAACCUUCUAGAUAAAACGGAAAUACGCAAAUUAAGGUUGGAGCAACAACGACUCAUUGGUGAAAAACAAAAAAUCCAACGGUUAAUAAAAAUUGCGAAACCAAUAGACUUGUUAUUCGAAAAGUCAACGGAAAAGAAAAAUUCAACGAAAAUUAGACAGCUGCCAAUGAUUGGUAAGCGCAAUCAGUUUAGCAAAUUCAAAAUAGCCCCGAUGGUCAAAACAAACCAAAUCAAGGAAAAAGUAACCCAUACAGACUUAGCCUCCGAUGAGGAAGAAAUAGAGGAUGAUGAAGAAAUUAGCUUACAUUUAACAUCGAUUCCAAAAAAAUCUUCUAUUUCUGGAGAUGAAAGUGAAAGUAAAACAAAACGAGAAAAUAGGGCUGAAGAAUAUGUUGAAACAUCCCCCAAUUCCAAGGAGAGUACAAAAAAGGUAUACGGGCCUGCUGUGGUACCGCGUGAAUUGUUAGACGGCGAUGAUCUAGUUACUCCAGCAGAAGACUCCCUAAAGCCACAAGGUGCAAUGCAGUCAACGGAAAGUACCUGCGGUAUUGCGGACACUGAAGCGGAGAGUGCGAAAAAAAAGCGAAGGCAACGGCAACGACAACGACAAAAACGGCUAGAAAGUGAUAUAGACGAGCUGGAGAAACACGAAUCCAGUGAUAAGUAUGCGAAGUGGGUACCACCACCCAAUCAAAGUGGUGAUGGAUACACAGAAUUGAAUGAAAAAUAUGGAUACUAAACCACGAUUAUCUGAUUGUAUAACAUUUACAAAAUAUAUUACUUUUCGCAAUUCCCCUCAUGUUACGCUAAAAGAAAAAUUAUCAAAUACGUAUACAAAUU